AUGGCAGAAUCAUACGAUGCAAUUGUUGUCGGGGCUGGGUUUGGUGGGAUAUAUCAGUUAUAUUCCCUCCUGCAGUUGGGCCUCAGAGUGAAGCUGAUAGACAAGGCUGGCGGUCCUGGGGGGACUUGGUACUGGAACCGCUACCCCGGAGCAAUGAGUGACUCUUCAUCGCAUUUGUAUCGAUAUUCAUGGGAUAAAGAAGACCUGCUAUCCUAUCCCUGGUCGGCCAACUAUCUCGAGGCGAAAGAAAUCCUCGCGUACCUGGAGCAUGUGGUAGACCGCCACAACCUGCGGCAGCACAUGCAAUUCAACACGGAGCUGCUGUCAGCACAGUGGAACGAAGACGAGCAUACAUGGACUAUUAAGACCAGCGAUGGUUUAUUCACGGCUUGCUAUUUCAUCUCGGCACUUGGGAUCCUGACGGACCCGAACUGGCCUGAUAUCCCGGGACGUGAUGGAUUCGAAGGCGAGCUAUACCACACUGCCCGAUGGCCUGAACACUGCCAUUUGGAAAACAAGAGGGUCGCUGUUAUUGGAAACGGAUCUACUGGCAUUCAACUGAUUACCAGGAUUGCACCGCUUGUCGGGUCGUUGCUUUGCUUCCAGCGACAUCCCCAGUAUACCAUCCCUGCCGGCCGGCGCAGCGUCAGCCAGAGCGAGCGCGACGAGAUAAACCAGAGCUACGAUGAGAUAUGGGACCAAGUCAAACAGAGUAUCAGCGGAAUGGGCGUCAACGAGAGCAAGACCCCGGCGAUGAGUGUUUCCGCCGAAGAGCGAGAGCGCGCGUUCCAAGCUGCCUGGGACAAAGGAAAUGCCUUUCGCUUUUUCCUGGGGACCUUCGCGGACAUAGUCGUCGACGAGGCUGCCAACAGAUCUGCGUGUGAUUUUAUCAAGAGGAAGAUAGGCCAGAUUGUGCAGGAUCCAGAAAAGCGACGCAAGCUGACCCCGACCGAACUGUAUGCCCGGCGGCCGGUCUGCGAUGUGGGUUACUACGAGCAGUUCAACCGCGACAAUGUUGAUAUUGUCGAUAUCGCCCAUAAUCCCAUGGUCGAAUUCACUGCUAAUGGGAUCAAGCUCGCCGAUGGGACGGUGCACGAGCUGGAUGUGAUUAUCUGCGCCACGGGCUACGAUGCCUUCGACGGGCCUUACAAGAGAAUCAAUAUCACCGGUCGCAACGGGCUCAGUUUGAAGGAGCACUGGAGGAAUGGCCCGUCGACCAACAUGGGCAUCGCUGUCGCAGGGUUUCCUAAUAUGUUUUUGAUUUACGGACCUCAGUCGCCUAUAGCCAAUGUGCCGACUGUCAUGGAGGCGCAGGUUGAAUUCAUUUCCGGGGCUAUAUCGCUGGCCGAAGCACAUCAAAAGGAGCAGAGCACCAUGUGCAGGUCUUCCAAGACUGCGAUUGAAUCGACGCAGCAGGGCGAAGAUGAAUUCGCUGGGUUGACCAAGGCCAUCAGCGAGGCGAUGCUAUUCAAGACCGCGCAGUCGUACUUUUAUGGCAGGAAUGUCAAGGAUAAGGCUGAUUUUGCGUAUGUGUUUCUGGGGGGCGUUAAUCUUUAUCUCCAGAAGGUGAAGGAGUGUCAGGAAGGGGGAUACAGCUCCUUUUGUGCCUUUUAG
This is a messenger RNA of Aspergillus puulaauensis, 1614 nucleotides long. Its product is annotated as flavin-containing monooxygenase. The record is from RefSeq and is a predicted model, not a curated record. The transcript has a single exon. Lineage: Eukaryota; Fungi; Ascomycota; Eurotiomycetes; Eurotiales; Aspergillaceae. Bases 1 to 1614 code for a protein of 537 amino acids.